AUGCAGGAGGAUAAGCCAGUGGAAGGCGGACAAGAGAAGAACCAGGCUUUGCUCCUGCAUGGGCUGGUUGAGCGGGGUCCUGAGGUCUUCAGGUUCCUGACCAUUUCAGAGGCUCCAAGGGGCAAGCCAUGCUGGGCUCCCCCUGGCCCCCCACCAAGCUGGAAGCCAGUGCCUUUGUCAUCCAGCACAAAGGUGCAUGUCACGGAUUGUGGUGUCACACCUUAUGGGGGACCGCAGACUCCCCGGGGCCAGGUGGAGGAUGUUCUAAGGCAGACCCCUUUCCUACAGGCCUGGCUGCAGCAGUAUGGCUACCUGCCCCCCGGGGACCUGCGUACUCACACACAGCGCUCGCCCCAGUCGCUCUCCGCUGCCAUCUCCGCCAUGCAGAGGUUCUAUGGUUUACGCGUAACGGGCAAAGCCGAUCUCCCCGGCCCCAGGGCCAUGAGGAGGCCCCGCUGUGGUGUCCCAGACAAGUUUGGGGCUGAGAUCAAGGCCAACGUCCGAAGGAAGCGGUACGCCAUCCAGGGUCUCAAGUGGCAACAUACUGAGAUUACUUUCUGCAUCCAGAAUUAUACCCCCAAGGUGGGCGAGUAUGCCACCUUCGAGGCCAUCCGCAAGGCGUUCCGUGUGUGGGAGAGCAACACGCCGCUGCGCUUCCGCGAGGUGCCCUACACCUACAUCCGGGAGGGCCACGAGAAGCAGGCGGACAUCAUGAUCUUCUUUGCCGAGGGCUUCCAUGGAGACAGCACGCCCUUCGAUGGCGAGGGCGGCUUCCUGGCCCACGCCUACUUCCCAGGCCCCAACAUCGGAGGGGACACCCACUUUGACUCUGCCGAGCCCUGGACUGUCCGGAACGAGGACCUCAAUGGGAAUGACAUCUUCCUGGUGGCCGUGCAUGAGCUGGGGCAUGCCUUGGGCCUCGAGCACUCCAAUGACCCGUCGGCCAUCAUGGCACCCUUUUACCAGUGGAUGGACACGGAGAACUUUGUGCUGCCCGAUGACGACCGCAGGGGCAUCCAGCAGCUUUACGGGGGUGAGGCCGGGUCCCCCACCAAGACACCCUCGCACCCCAGGACCACUUCCCGGCCCUCUGUGCCCGAUAAGCCCCAUAACCCCACCUACGGGCCCAACAUCUGUGACGGGAACUUCGACACAGUGGCCGUGCUUCGAGGGGAGAUGUUUGUCUUCAAGGAACGCUGGUUUUGGCGGGUGAGGAAUAACCAGGUGAUGGACGGCUACCCGAUGCCCAUCGGCCAGUUCUGGCGGGGCUUGCCCGCGUCCAUCAACACAGCCUACGAGAGGAAGGAUGGCAAGUUUGUCUUCUUCAAAGGUGAGCAGGAGGAGACCGAGGUGAUCAUCAUCGAGGUGGACGAGGAGGGCCCUGGGGCCGUGAGCGCCGCCGCUGUGGUGCUGCCCGUGCUGCUGCUGCUGCUCGUGGUGGCCGUGGGCCUGGCCGUCGUCUUCUUCCGACGGCACGGGACACCCAAGCGGCUGCUCUAUUGCCAGCGCUCCCUGCUGGACAAGGUCUGACCCCCGCUGCGGGCCUGCCCACGCCUACCACACGGACUUUGCCUCCGAAGGCCAUUGGCAGUAGGUGGUGGUGGGUGGGCUGCCCCCACCCGUCCCAAGCGCCCUCCCUUCACCCCCCUGUGCUCUAGGCCCCUGACCCCGACGCCUUUCUCUCUCUGUCCCCUGACUGGUCUCUCCCACCAUUGCCUUGCUUCUUUCUCAGGAGGGUCCCGGGGGGGCUAAGCAGGGUCUGGGGUGGGGGGAGACUGCCAGUCGCUGCCCCUCAGGGGAGCCCUGUAACUUGGUGUGUGUCUAGCCCCAACUGAAUGUCUUGUGGGGGGGCUCUGCACUUGAAGGCAGGACCCUCAGACCUCGCUGAUAAAGGUCAAAUUGGGGUCAACUGCGCCUCUUCCAUCCCCUGGCAUACUUUUAACCUCUGAACUCUGACCUCAGGAGGCUCUGGGCACCACAGCCCCCAAGUCCCCCCAGUGUACCCCACUGGCAGCCUGCCACCACUCUUUCUGGCUAAAAGGAAGCAAGGGGGUGAGAGGCUGGGGACUAAGCAGUCACCGCUGAGACCUUGGGAGCAAAACUUAGAAGAGGGUCUUCACUGGCCCUCUCCACAGACCUGCUUCUGUCCCCCACCUGUGCCAGAGAACUUUCACGGAAGGCGUCUGAGCCAUUAAGGACUAAACUGGGGCACGAGAAGCCCUGGGCAGCCUCGCCCCCCUCAAAAGUUAGCCUUGGCUGGGGAGUGCGAGGUGGGAGGGCCAGGGGAGAGACCCAGGGGGUCUGGAGCCCUAGGUGUGAGCCUGAAGGCCACAUGCAGGCGGCUGGGGCUGGGACCCAGGGGCAGCGCAGUGGAGGGAGGGAGCAGAAUGAGGCUGGGGGGUGGGGGGACGGGGCCUGGGAACAAGAACAGCGGGGGCAGCCAAGGGAGGGCAGUAUAUUGUGGUGGAGCUCAGGAUGGGCCCUGACCAGGGCAUGCUUGCUGGUCCUCCGUCCUUUCCUGGGUAACCAGACAGCCUCGAGGGGACGGGACAUGGGAGAGAGCACAGAGAGGUUGUAUGCAGCAGGGACUCACUCCGGAACCUCGCUGAGAGAGGUCACCUUGUCUAAGUAGCCAAAAAGUGAUGGGGGCUGGGCAUUACCCCCACCUCUGAGAGGGGCCAGGCACCUCGGGUGUCUCCCGGGUAGGUGGCACCGCCCUCCCCUGGCCCAUCUUAACCAAUGUGCUGCCUCCCUCUGCCCUGAUCAGCCUGCCUAUUCUGCGUCUCCUUUGGCCACCAAAGGUGGUCAGGUACCAGGGGGCAGUGGGACACGGGAGAGCGAGAGGAGAGGAAUAG
Molecule: messenger RNA, 2855 nt
Organism: Echinops telfairi (small Madagascar hedgehog)
Lineage: Eukaryota; Metazoa; Chordata; Mammalia; Afrosoricida; Tenrecidae
Gene: MMP14
Product: matrix metallopeptidase 14
Exons: 8
Coding region: 1-1530 (509 amino acids)
Biological process (GO): skeletal system development; collagen catabolic process; extracellular matrix organization
Cellular component (GO): extracellular matrix
Molecular function (GO): zinc ion binding; metalloendopeptidase activity
Source: RefSeq, a predicted model, not a curated record